Molecule: messenger RNA, 2145 nt
Organism: Hemibagrus wyckioides
Lineage: Eukaryota; Metazoa; Chordata; Actinopteri; Siluriformes; Bagridae
Product: leucine-rich repeat flightless-interacting protein 2-like
Exons: 10
Coding region: 108-992 (294 amino acids)
Biological process (GO): regulation of transcription by RNA polymerase II
Molecular function (GO): RNA polymerase II cis-regulatory region sequence-specific DNA binding; DNA-binding transcription factor activity, RNA polymerase II-specific
Source: RefSeq, a predicted model, not a curated record
GAGGCGGUGAGAGCAGGAAGAGAUAGAAAGAGAAAAGAACACCGGCACAACCUUGGGCCGUAACAGGUGGACUGACGUCAUAUUGAACCCUAUGGAUUAGGAAUGGGAUGUCACUUAAGUUCAUAUGCGAGUCAAGGCAGGAUCUGGAGCGAGAGAAGCAUGCCCACAGUAUACUGCAGUUUCAGUUCAUCGAGCAAAAAGAAACACUGAAGCAAAGUGAAGAGCUGCUGACUGAGAUUCGUCAAUUACACUUCAAACAAGAGGGCUUUGUUAGGGAGAUUUCUGACCUGCAGGAAACUAUUGAAUGGAAGGAUAAGAAAAUUGGGGCCUUAGAGAAGCAGAAAGAGUAUUCUGAUGCCAUUCGAACUGAGCGGGAUGAGCUCAGGGAUGAGGUGGUUCAACUCAAAGACAUUUUAAAGAAACAUGGCAUUGUCCUUGGACCAGACCUGUGCACCAAUGGAGAAGUGGAAGGAAAUGUGAGCAGUGGGUCUGCCUGCACCGAACUGCAGCAUGGGAGCAGUGUAUUAGAAAUCCGUCUAAGGAAACUGGUGGAUGAACGAGAGAAUUUGAUUGAACAGGUAAAGAAUCUAAAAGAACAACUUGAGCAGAAGAAAAAGAGUCAUAAAAGAGACGAGAGCUGCAGUCCGGGCGGACAGGUCCAGGAGAACAGCACUGACCCAGAUAUUGUGGACAUGCAGAGAGAUGCUAACAGGCAAGUAAAUGACCUCAAAUUUAAGCUGGUCAAGUCUGAGCAGGAAGUCACAGCUUUGGAACAGAAUGUAACAAGACUUGAAGGCCAGGUGACUCGGUACAAAUCUGCAUCAGAGAAUGCAGAGAAAGUGGAGGAUGAACUAAAAGCAGAGAAACGCAAACUGCAGAGAGAGCUCCGAUCUGCAUUGGACAAGAUUGAGGAGUUGGAGGCAAGUAACAGCCACCUGAACAAACGGCUGGAGAAGAUGAAGGUGUAUCGAGGCACGACAGCAUCACCCUAGUUAGCCUCUAACUCUGAGCUCAACCUCCACUGUGCCAUUCACUGACUUCUCUGAAGCAUGUUGCUGCUUCUCUGUACAGUUUCCCAUAAUUUUAUGAUGAGUUCAAUACACAAAAAAUGCACUGACGCACUACAAUAUGAUAUUGUGGCAUUUGUAUUGUAUUUAUAUUUAUUUCAGGGUGAGUUCAUGGUUGAGAAAUUAUACAAAGGUUUCAUAGGAAGUAUGGGGAAACCUUAGUGAAGCUGAUACCUGAAGGUUGCAAAGCUUUUUUGGGACUGCUUUAACAUUUGGUGGCAGUUCCAGGGAGUGAGGGGAAAAUACAUGACUGAGUUUAUAUUUUGUGUAGUAGACCGGUGACGAAUUAAAGGAAAAACAAAACCACAGAAGGUAUGUGGGUAAGGUGUUGGGCAGCCACAAGCUGCAGAACAAAUUCAGUCCUUGGUAUAAACUCUCCAAUUGUCUGGAACUGUACAAGAGGAAUGAACACUAUGCUUCCCAAUGAUAAAUGCUAAUUCAAUUAGCUUAAAGUGGUGAUGGUGGUGGAGAGUGGUGUAUAUUAUAACAGAAUCUCUCAUAAGUCGGUUGAGAUUUAUUUUCAUCUUCACUAGUGAGUCUUUGUGUCCUGUGAAUGAGAGCUUCGCCAUCCUGGAGACAUGGUCUCAAUAGGAUAGAAAUGUUUCAUCACUGGAGAAAGGUCAUCAUUCAGUCAAGCCGACCCAAACUCUGCCAGAAAACACAGCAUCACCGAGCUUUAUUCUUUCUGAAUUUCUUCCAGUCUGUAUGUGAUUUUUUUCUUUCCCCCUUUUGCUUUUGUCUUUUCCUCAAACUGAAUCUAAAGCUGCUGGUAAAGGUCACUCCCUGAACCCCCUGCAAACGUGCACCAUAUAAUGACAUUUAAUGCUGCCAUAUUCAUGGUAAUAAAUUUUGUUCUUGGAUGAAGAUUUUAUCUUUAUUGCUUCAAAUAAAAACUCACCAGCAACCUUGACAAUAAACAAAAUGAAUAUUAAGCACAAAAUGCUUGUUUGAAUGUUUUCAGAUGAAGAGAAAGAUUUCUUGAAAGAUGCUCUAAAGUGGUGCUGUUCUGCCCUGUUUAGAAAGUUUAAAUCCUUUGUAAUGGAAAUUUUAAUGUAUACUGUGCAAUAAAAUGUUCAAU